CCUACAGGUUCUGUCAUUGGCUGAAACAGACCCGGAAGUCGAAAAUCUGUAAACAUCUGCUCAAACGUCUGACUUUAAAUCUGAGUUUUAUUCAGAUAGAGAAAAGAAGUUGAACACUUUGGAGGGGUUGCAGAAGAUGGGAUCCAAAGAUUUGAGACUCAUGGAUGUUUUCUCCUACGAGAGUCUCGUGCAUGCAGUCGCCGGUGCAGUGGGCAGUGUGACUGCAAUGACUGUUUUCUUUCCUCUCGACACAGCUCGGCUUCGGCUGCAAGUGGAUGAAAAGAGGAAAGCCAAGUCCACACCAGCCAUUCUGGGUGAGAUCAUCAAGGAGGAGGGUCUGUUAGCUCCAUAUCGAGGUUGGUUCCCAGUAAUCUGCAGUCUCUGUUGCUCCAACUUUGUGUACUUCUACUGUUUUCAUAGCCUGAAGGCCACCUGGUUAAGAGGUCAUAGGUCAACACCAGGACGAGACCUCAUCAUUGGCAUUGUUGCAGGUGUAGUAAAUGUUCUAGUCACCACUCCACUCUGGGUCGUCAAUACCAGACUAAAACUACAAGGGGCGAAAUUCAGAAACGAGGACAUAAAGCCUACACACUACAAAGGAAUCAUAGAUGCAUUUGCACAGAUCAUUCAACAGGAAGGAUUGGGAGCACUGUGGAAUGGCACAUUUCCCUCCCUGCUCCUGGUGCUGAAUCCUGCUGUUCAGUUUAUGAUCUAUGAGGGUCUGAAGAGGCAGCUGAUGAGAGGAGUGCACAGAGAGCUGAGAUCUGUGGAGGCGUUUCUAAUAGGAGCCAUUGCCAAGGCGGUAGCAACCACGAUAACCUACCCACUACAAACAGUUCAGUCCGUCCUACGGUUUGGGCAGCACGGGCAGCCAACAGAACAGAACAAACUACUGAGCAGUAUGAGAUCUGUUAUGUAUCUGCUCAUCAAUAGAGUCAGGAAAUGGGGCAUGCUGGGAUUGUUCAAAGGCCUGGAGGCAAAGUUACUUCAGACGGUCCUCACGGCUGCGUUGAUGUUCUUGCUGUAUGAGAAGAUCGCCAGUGUCACCUUUAGGGUCAUGGGGUCAAACACCUAGUGACGUCCCACUGACCCCUUACAGAACUUUAAUUAGCUAUAAUUAACUUUAAUUUUAUCACAUUAACUUUAUGGGCAAUAUGAAUGAUAUACAGAAGUGCUCAUAUGUACAUAAUAUUAUGAAGGCAAAUAUAAACUGCAAAAAGGAUUUUCUUACUUAGUAUUUUUGUCUUGUUUUCAGUACAAAUAUCUAUAAUUUCCUCAAUCAUUUAUUUACAUGAAUUUGUGCUUAAAACAACCAGAAAAUCUUCCAAGGGGGUAAGAACAUUUUUCUUAAAUUAAGUGUUUAAGAAAAAAUGAAAGUUAUUUUAAGAUAUUUUUCUUCCCCAAUGGCAGAUUCUUUUUUGUUUGUUUGUUUGUUUGUUUUAAGCACAAAUUCACUUAAAUUUGAUUUUUUUUUUUCUUGGGUCACAUCAAGAAAAUGCAUCUUGAUUUAAUAAUGUUUAGAUGUUUGUACUGAAAACAAGAAAAUAAAGUAAUUAAGAAAGUCCUUUUUUUGCAGCGUAUAUAAAUGCAAACUCAAUUUCCACCAAAAGUAGAUGAUGUUCAUCAUUUGCUGCCAAUGCUGAUGGGAGAUUUGGGAGUAGAAUUUGGAAAGGAUGAUGCUGUGCCAAUCGAUGCAAAUAAUUGGACAAUACAUUUGGUCUGUUACUUGUUUUGACAGAGUGAGAAAGACUUUUUCUUACGUAGUUUCAUUUCAAAGACUGCAAGGAGACAGUACAUUGAAUUUGUUUUUCCUCUAUCUUUCAUGACUCAAAAAAAAAAUGAAAUACUUUAGUUGAUAUCUGUUAUCAAAUCUGUUAAUUUAUUCGCUAAAUUAGUCACUUAUUUUAGAUUAAGACCUCAUGGAGGUCAGUUUGUAAGUUGUUUUUAAUGUUUGGUUUGGCUUGUUUACCUAUAGUGUCAAAAAUGAAAAUGUUCUUAGAAAAUUGAUGGUUUUGUUGAGAAGGCGACCUUGGCUGUCAAUAAAGAAAGCUGAUAGUAGAUCAGCCCUCUGGCAAUGAUACUGUAGUAACAAACCUCAGGACUGUCUUGUGUAUACUCUGUGUAUAAUACUUGAUUUUACUUCAAAACGCUGGACACUUUGCCAGUAACAGACCGUUUACUUAAAAGUUUAGAUUUGUAGGAUUUAUUUUCUAUUGGUUGUAUUUAUUCACCUAUUUUCUGAAAA
Molecule: messenger RNA, 2245 nt
Organism: Paramisgurnus dabryanus
Lineage: Eukaryota; Metazoa; Chordata; Actinopteri; Cypriniformes; Cobitidae
Source: RefSeq, a predicted model, not a curated record